AUGGCCACUUCAGAGCUGAGCUGCCAGGUGUCCGAGGAGAACUGUGAGCGCCGAGAGGCCUUCUGGGCUGAGUGGAAGGAUCUGACACUGUCCACACGGCCUGAGGAGGGUUGCUCCCUGCAUGAGGAAGAUGCCCAGCGGCGGGAGACCUACCACCGGCAGGGGCGGUGCCAGGCACUGGUGCGGCGUUCCCCCUGGCUGGUGAUGCGGAUGGGCAUCCUGGGCCAUGGGCUGCAGGAGUACCAGCUGCCCUACCAGCGGAUGCUGCCGCUGCCCAUCUUCACCCCUGCCAAGGUGGGCGCCACCAAGGAGGAGCACGAGGACACCCCCAUCCAGCUGCGGGAGCUGCUGGCACUGGAAGCAGCCCUGGGUGGCCAGUGCGUGGACCGCCAGGACGUGGCCGAGAUCACCAAGCAGCUGCCCCCUGUGGUGCCUGUCAGCAAGCCCGGCGCCCUGUGCCGCACCCUGUCUCGCUCCAUGUCCCAGGAAGCACAGAGAGGCUGA
Messenger RNA from Mesoplodon densirostris (Blainville's beaked whale), 504 nucleotides. It is a transcript of the gene TCAP, whose product is annotated as titin-cap. The transcript has 2 exons. Gene Ontology annotation, molecular function: titin binding; protein-macromolecule adaptor activity; titin Z domain binding. Gene Ontology annotation, cellular component: Z disc. Lineage: Eukaryota; Metazoa; Chordata; Mammalia; Artiodactyla; Ziphiidae. The record is from RefSeq and is a predicted model, not a curated record. Gene Ontology annotation, biological process: cardiac muscle contraction; sarcomerogenesis; detection of muscle stretch. The coding region runs from base 1 to 504 and encodes 167 amino acids.